Sclerotinia sclerotiorum 1980 UF-70 is the source of this 1017-nucleotide messenger RNA. RefSeq lists its product as hypothetical. The transcript has 4 exons. NCBI's taxonomy places the organism in Eukaryota, Fungi, Ascomycota, Leotiomycetes, Helotiales, Sclerotiniaceae. The coding region runs from base 1 to 1017 and encodes 338 amino acids. The record is from RefSeq and is a predicted model, not a curated record. Gene Ontology annotation, biological process: transmembrane transport.
AUGGCAGGACAAUCGAAAGAAGCCAUCAUCCCGCCAUGGGGUUUGGCAGUUGCUGGAGCUACAGGAGCUGUGAUUGCAAAUGCUAUGGUAUAUCCCCUGGAUAUAGUGAAAACCCGCCUCCAAGUUCAGGUUAAGCGCAAGUCGACCGAUUUAGUACCAACGGGUGAUGACCCUGUCCAUUAUACGUCGACUUGGGAUGCCAUCUCCAAGAUUGCUGCCGAAGAUGGGAUUGGUGGGCUUUAUGCUGGUAUCAAUGGCGCCUUGAUUGGAGUUGCUUCGACCAAUUUUGCGUACUUCUACUGGUACUCAGUCGUUCGUACCUUAUAUCUCUCUUCUCAAAAAUUAGCUACGCCCCCAAGUACCGCGAUAGAAUUAUCCUUAGGGGCUGUUGCCGGAGCUAUUGCUCAGGUCUUUACGAUUCCUGUUGCAGUAGUUACUACUCGGCAACAAACACAAGCAAAGGGUGAGAGGAAAGGGAUGGUAGAUACAGCCCGUGAUGUUAUUAAUAGCGAAGAUGGUUGGACCGGACUUUGGAGAGGCCUCAAGGCCAGCUUAGUACUUGUAGUUAACCCUGCCAUCACAUAUGGCGCAUAUCAAAGAUUGAGAGAGGUUGUUUUCCCGGGGAAAGCAAAUCUCAAACCCUGGGAAGCAUUUGUAUUGGGGGCAAUGUCCAAAUCCCUUGCAACCAUUGUAACUCAGCCUCUAAUCGUUGCAAAAGUUGGACUUCAAUCAAGGCCACCCCCUUCCCGAGAGGGCAAGCCGUUCAAGAGCUUCAUCGAAGUAAUGCAAUUCAUUAUUCACAAUGAAGGAUUAUUAGGUCUAUUCAAAGGCAUUGGUCCACAAAUUACCAAAGGACUCAUAGUUCAGGGCCUCCUCAUGAUGACAAAAGAAAGAAUGGAAUUACUUUUCAUUCUUCUCUUCCGAUAUCUUCGAAAUAUCAGAUCAAAACAGCUGCAAAAGGCGGCCGAUCUCGCAGCAUCGACAGCCAAGCAAGUUCUACCAGUCAUUGCCAAGUAA